CCAUGUCAUGUGCUCUUUUUUAAUUUGCUGACGGACGGCUGGCGGGGCGGCAGGAAAAACAACACUCAGUCUGAUUUACGCAGUGUACUGUGAAAACAAGUGAUCAACAAGAAAUAAGCCCAGCUAUGGGGCUGGGCACUUGAAGCAGAUGAUGCAGCGGGUGGGGGAGGAUAUACAUUGUGUAUAUUUUUUGUGUGUAUAUGUUUUUGCAUAGCAGCAGCAGCAAGGCUCAGCCAUGGAUGAUGUGAGAUGGAGAAGUGGGGUGUAUGUUUUAGUGGUGGUUAUGGCCUUUCAUCUUACAGGCUGUGCCUCUGAUGAAGGGGCAACGCUCUUGGAGAUAAAGAAAUCAUUUAGAGACAAAGAUAAUAUUUUGUAUGACUGGAUUGAUGCCAACUCUAAUGAUUACUGUUCCUGGAGGGGUGUUACAUGUGAUAAUGUCACCUUUGAUGUGGUUGCACUGAACCUUUCACAUCUGAACCUUGGAGGAGAAAUAUCACCAGCGAUUGGUGAUCUCAAGAGUUUACAAUCAAUUGAUAUCAAGGGCAAUGGUCUUUCCGGGCAGAUUCCUGAUGAGAUAGGCGACUGCUCAUCUUUAAAGAUACUGGAUGUUUCUUUCAAUGGAUUAGAUGGGGAUAUACCUUUCUCUAUAUCAAAGUUGAAACAGCUAGAAAACUUGAUACUAAAGAAUAAUCAGUUGAUGGGGCCUAUACCGUCAACGCUGUCACAGAUUCCAAACCUAAAGAUUUUGGAUCUGGCCCAGAAUCGACUUAGUGGAGACAUACCCAGGCUUAUCUAUUGGAAUGAAGUUCUGCAAUAUCUGGGGUUGCGCAACAACUUAUUGGUCGGAAUUCUCUCCCCUGACAUCUGUCAGUUGACUGGACUGUGGUAUUUUGAUGUGAGGAGCAACAAUUUGACAGGCACAAUUCCUCCUAAUAUAGGGAAUUGUACGAGUUUUGAGAUUCUAGACUUAUCAUACAACCAACUUACUGGUGAGAUCCCAUUCAACAUUGGAUUCCUGCAAGUCGCUACGCUGUCGCUACAAGGAAACAAGUUGACAGGGAGGAUUCCAGAAGUCCUUGGUCUCAUGCAGGCUCUCGCUGUUCUGGAUUUGAGCGAUAAUCAUCUUACUGGACCAAUUCCUCCUAUCUUGGGAAAUUUGACCUACACAGGAAAGCUGUAUCUGCACAGUAACAAUCUUACUGGACCUAUUCCAGCGGAGUUGGGGAACAUGACAAAAUUAAGUUACCUGCAACUUAAUGAUAAUCAUCUGUCAGGCCAGAUUCCCCCGGAGCUGGGGAAAUUGGAAGAGUUGUUUGAAUUAAAUUUGGCUGGGAAUCGACUUGAAGGUCCUAUUCCGGAGAACAUUAGUUCAUGUGUUGCACUUAAUUAUUUCAAUGUGCAUGGCAACCGCCUGACUGGAAAAAUGCCUCUAAAAUUUGAGAAGCUUGGAAGCCUAACUUAUUUGAAUCUGUCCUCGAACAAUAUCAAAGGAGCAAUUCCAAUAGAGCUGGGACAUAUCGUAAAUCUAGAUACAUUGGACCUUUCUGAUAAUGAGCUUUCUGGACCGAUCCCUGGAUCUGUUGGGACGCUUGAACAUCUUCUAAAAUUGAACUUGAGUGAAAACAAGUUGAAUGGGUUUCUUCCAGAAGAGUUUGGGAACCUGCGGAGUAUAGUGGAUAUUGACCUUUCUGGCAAUCAAUUAACCGGUCCUAUUCCUCAAGAGCUUGGGCAGUUACAAAACUUGGUUACAUUGAUAUUGAAAAACAAUAGUUUAUCAGGAGAAGUGCCACUGCAGUUGACUAACUGUUUCAGCCUUGCUAUAUUAAACCUCUCCUACAACAAUUUGUCUGGAGACAUUCCUGUUAUAAAAAACUUCUCAAGAUUUCCUCCCGACAGCUUUCUAGGAAAUCCAGGUCUUUGUGGUGACUGGAUUGGAUCAUAUUGUGGGAUUUACUCUGGAUCGUCAAAAGAGUCCAUCUCUAAACCAGCAAUUAUUUGCAUCUGUUUGGGAUCAGUAAUACUACUGUGCAUGAUUAUUUUAUUACUGUACCGUUCAAAUCAGCCAAAGCCAUUUACAAAAGGGUCUGCAAACAAAACGGAUCAAGGUUCUCCAAGAUUAGUCAUACUUCAUAUGGACAUGGCCCUGCACAUGUAUGACGACAUAAUGAGAAUUACUGAAAAUCUAAAUGAGAAAUAUAUAAUUGGCUAUGGUGCUACAAGCACUGUUUAUAAAUGUGUUUUAAAGAACUGUAAGCCAAUUGCUAUAAAGAGAGUGUACAGUCACUACCCACAAAGCUUGCGAGAAUUUGAAACUGAGCUGGAGACAGUUGGCAGCAUCAAGCAUAGGAAUCUUGUGAGCUUGCAUGGAUAUUCACUUUCUCCACAUGGGAAUCUGCUAUUUUAUGACUACAUGGUAAAUGGAAGUCUCUGGGACAUCCUACAUGGAGCAUCAAAGAAGAUUAAACUAGACUGGGAUACUCGUCUAAAGAUAGCCCAUGGUUCUGCAGAAGGAUUAGCAUAUCUUCAUCAUGGCUGUAAUCCACGCAUCGUUCACAGGGAUGUAAAGACAUCUAACAUUCUUUUAGAUGACGACUUUGAAGCCCAUUUGUCAGACUUUGGCAUUGCCAAGUGCAUUUCCUUGGCCAAAACUCACACCUCCACCUAUGUUAUGGGUACUAUAGGUUACAUUGACCCUGAAUAUGCAAGAACAUCGAGGCUUAAUGAGAAAUCUGAUGUCUACAGCUAUGGCAUUGUUCUUCUGGAGUUGCUGACAGGCAGGAAAGCUGUCGACAACGACUCAAAUUUGCUUCAGUUGAUUCUAUCUAAAGCAGACAACAACACGGUCAUGGAAACUGUUGAUACGGAAGUGGCUGCGACAUGCAAGGAUCUUGGGAUUGUGAGAAAAGUUUUUCAAUUGGCCUUGCUUUGCACUAAGAAACGGCCCUCUGAUCGACCCACCAUGCAUGAAGUUGCCAGAGUUCUGAAGUCAAUGUUGCCAGUGCCUGCUCCUAAGCAGGUUCCUAGCAUUCGAGUAAACCAACCCACCCCUAGCAAUAACUACAAGAGGUACUUGGAUGAAUAUGCUGAUGGCAAGCACAGGGAUGUAACAGGCAGCACAAGCAGCACUUCCGAUGGCCAUUUGUUUGUGAGAUUUGGUGAGGUAAUCUCACAAAACACAGUUUGACUGAAGUUGAAGGAUGGGAUGGGGUCUUGUAAAAAAUGUACAACCCCAGGUGUCCACUCUAUCUUGGAGAGGCCUGCAUUUACUCUAUGGACGAGCCAAUUUUCAAGCAAACAGCAAGUUCCUCUAUUGAAAGCUCAGCUUUUUUAUGUGGUAAUCGGGGCUGAUGGGAACUUUUUCGAACAGAUGGAAGUGCCAAACUUUAUUUUCAAAGGGAAAAUUAGCAUCCUGGGCAUUUUGCAAUCUUUAUACUGCCCAGCAGGCAUGCUUUUAAAUCAAAAGAUAAAUCAACCAACGACUGUUAUUUUUAUUAGUAACCAAUCAUAAACUCUUAUGCUGAUGCACUAAGUGUAAAAAAAUCCAAAAAAGUAGUUUGGAUCAAAUAACAUGGGAGGCAGCAACGUGUUGAUAUAAUUUUUGUUAAGCAUUAGAUGAGACCAUCUUUUGUAAGUUGAGACCAAGAUCCUUACUAAAUGAAAGAUAAUUGUAGAUAUAAUUAUAGAUAUAUUUGACAAUAAAAUGUGUUUUUUCGGUUCA
Messenger RNA from Cryptomeria japonica (Japanese cedar), 3718 nucleotides. Its product is annotated as LRR receptor-like serine/threonine-protein kinase SIK1. NCBI's taxonomy places the organism in Eukaryota, Viridiplantae, Streptophyta, Pinopsida, Cupressales, Cupressaceae. Bases 236 to 3184 code for a protein of 982 amino acids. Gene Ontology annotation, cellular component: plasma membrane. The transcript has 27 exons. Gene Ontology annotation, molecular function: protein kinase activity; protein binding; ATP binding. Gene Ontology annotation, biological process: hormone-mediated signaling pathway; protein phosphorylation. The record is from RefSeq and is a predicted model, not a curated record.